Molecule: messenger RNA, 2152 nt
Organism: Tympanuchus pallidicinctus (lesser prairie-chicken)
Lineage: Eukaryota; Metazoa; Chordata; Aves; Galliformes; Phasianidae
Gene: GRK2
Product: G protein-coupled receptor kinase 2
Exons: 21
Coding region: 55-2121 (688 amino acids)
Biological process (GO): G protein-coupled receptor signaling pathway; regulation of signal transduction; regulation of the force of heart contraction
Molecular function (GO): ATP binding; G protein-coupled receptor kinase activity; G protein-coupled receptor binding
Source: RefSeq, a predicted model, not a curated record
CGCUUCCGGGUCGCUGCUGGGGUCGGGCCGGUGCCGGCCUCGGCCCCGCGCAAGAUGGCGGACCUGGAGGCUGUGCUGGCCGAUGUGAGCUACCUGAUGGCCAUGGAGAAGAGCCGGGCCGCGCCCGCCGCCCGCGCCAGCAAACGGAUCCUGCUGCCAGAGCCCAGCAUCCGCAGCGUCAUGCAGAAGUAUCUGGAGGACCGGGGCGAGGUGACGUUCGACAAGAUCUUUGCGCAGAAGAUCGGGUACCUGCUGUUCCGGGACUUCGCCCUCAACCAGGCUGAGGAGGCCAAGCCCCUGAUGGAGUUCUACGAAGAGAUCAAAAAAUAUGAGAAGCUGGACUCGGAGGAGGAGCGAGCCACUCGGAGCCACUACAUCUUUGACCAUUACAUCAUGAAGGAGCUGCUGGCCUGCUCCCACCCGUUCUCCAAGAGUGCCACAGAGCAUGUGCAGAGCCGCCUGAGCAAGAGGCAGGUGCCCCCAGACCUCUUCCAGCCCUACAUCGAGGAGAUCUGCCAGAACCUGCGUGGGAGCAUCUUCCAGAAAUUCAUCGAGAGUGACAAGUUCACACGGUUCUGCCAGUGGAAGAACGUGGAGCUGAACAUCCAUCUCACCAUGAACGACUUCAGUGUGCAUCGCAUCAUCGGCCGCGGUGGCUUUGGGGAGGUCUACGGCUGCCGGAAAGCGGACACAGGCAAAAUGUAUGCCAUGAAGUGCUUGGACAAGAAGCGCAUCAAGAUGAAGCAGGGUGAGACGCUGGCCCUCAACGAGCGCAUCAUGUUGUCCCUUGUCAGCACUGGGGAUUGCCCAUUCAUCGUGUGCAUGUCGUAUGCUUUCCACACACCUGACAAGCUCAGCUUCAUCCUUGACCUAAUGAAUGGGGGGGACCUGCACUAUCACCUGUCCCAGCAUGGCGUCUUCUCGGAAGCAGAGAUGCGCUUCUACGCAUCAGAGAUCAUCCUGGGCCUGGAGCACAUGCACAGUCGUUUUGUGGUGUACCGUGACCUUAAGCCAGCAAACAUCCUCCUGGAUGAAUUUGGACACGUCCGUAUCUCAGACCUGGGCCUGGCCUGUGACUUCUCCAAGAAGAAACCCCACGCCAGUGUGGGCACCCACGGCUACAUGGCCCCAGAGGUGCUGCAGAAGGGGGUGGCGUACGACAGCAGCGCCGACUGGUUUUCACUGGGCUGCAUGCUCUUCAAGCUGCUCCGCGGGCACAGCCCUUUCCGGCAGCACAAGACAAAGGACAAGCAUGAGAUCGAUCGCAUGACCCUCACCAUGGCUGUCGAGCUGCCCGACUCCUUCUCCCCUGAGUUGCGCUCGUUGCUUGAGGGGCUGCUUCAGCGUGACGUCAACCAGCGGCUGGGCUGCAUGGGGCGUGGCGCUCAGGAGGUGAAGGAGGAGCCCUUCUUCAAAGGCCUGGACUGGCAGAUGGUGUUCCUGCAGAAGUACUCCCCGCCUCUCAUCCCGCCCCGAGGUGAGGUGAAUGCAGCUGAUGCCUUUGACAUCGGCUCCUUUGAUGAGGAGGACACAAAGGGCAUCAAGCUGCUGGAGAGCGAUCAGGAGCUGUACCGCAACUUCCCGCUCACCAUCUCGGAGCGCUGGCAGCAGGAGGUGACCGAGACCGUCUUCGACACCGUCAACGCGGACACGGACAAGCAGGAGGCACGCAAGAAAGCCAAAAACAAGCAGCUGGGCCACGAGGAGGACUACGCCAUGGGCAAGGACUGCAUCGUACACGGGUACAUGUCCAAGCUGGGCAACCCCUUUCUGACACAGUGGCAGCGCCGCUACUUCUACCUCUUCCCCAACCGGCUGGAGUGGCGUGGGGAGGGCGAGUCGCCGCAGUCCCUGCUCACCAUGGAGGAGAUUGACUCGGUGGAGGAGACUCAAGUGAAGGAGCGCAAGUGCAUCCUGCUCCGCAUCCGUGGCGGCAAGCAGUUCGUGCUGCAGUGCGAUAGCGAUCCCGAGCUGGUGCAGUGGCAGAAGGAAUUGCGGGAUGCCCAGCGCCAGGCCCAGCAGCUGCUGCAGCGGGUGCCACGCAUGCAGAAUAAGCCACGCUCACCUGUGGUGGAGCUCAGCAAAGUGCCCUUCCUGCAGCGCUCUGCCAAUGGGCUCUGACCCUGCGCCCUGCCCCCCCUUCCCACCCUAC